CUGACCAGUUUGAACUUGAAUACACUGUCAUAAACAGAGAUGUAAGAUACUACUAUUACUCUUAAAUAUAUCUAUAUUUUUGUCAGUUGUUAGCCUAGUAACAUUAAAUUAAAGCUGUGGUUUACAGUUAAGGAACUUAGAACGAGAAAACGAGACAAACAGCACAGAUACUCACCACCGGUGCAAUGGAAUAUCUCUCUAGAUAUUUGAGCACCAACAAGGCAACAUCUCUGAUAUGUUGUGUGUUCUGGAUUUUCUCACCGGCAGAAGGGGACAUCAUCUCAGAGGUGGCUGGCAGCAGUGUGAGCAUGCACUGUAACAACAAUUCAAUCAACACACUCCAACAGCUGACAUGGAGACUAAAUGGAGUUACUCUGAUCAGCUUUAAACCACCAACUGAAACAUACGUCAAUGAAAAAGCUAACAGCCUUAACAUAAACAUGUCUAAGUCAGAGAGCCAACUGUACGCACUGAUCAUAGAGAGUCUCCAGGAGUCUCAUAUAGGAAACUACACCUGCGACACAGCUACGGAAACUGGAACAUGGAAACAGACCUGGGAGCUGAUUGUAAUUACAGAGCACAAAGAGACUGAAAACUGGAAUAAGCUGAUGAUUAUUGUGUCAGUUAUUGUUCCUUGCACAUGUUGCCUGAUCUUUAUAUUUGCUUUGACCAUUCUGCGAAGAGUUUACAAUCGGCGUGCGAGAAACAGCAGUCAGGCUCCCACUGCAGAAAUGGAGGAAACAGAGGAUAUUUAUGAGAAUUGCCUGGAAACUAAUCGUAGUCGACAGCACAGACAUUGUCAGCCUCAUCACUACAAGCCCAGAGCUUUUUGAUAUUACGUGCAAUCCAGAAAUCCAGAAAGGGAAGGAGACUGCAAAAAGGACGGGGGGGGCUGGAGGUACAUGGCAAAUGAGCACUGCAACUACAACCAAAGAAAACCUUACUUAUAUUAUGAAAACUUUUAAUCUCUGCUUUCUUAAGACAUAUACUAUAUGUAAUGAAGAGCAUAAUCAUUGCUUAAAAGCUGCAUCACCUAAUAAAGUUGUUAUGGUAAAUGUGUUAGCAGUUUCCUAUUCAAACAUUUUUUACUGAGCUGAGAUGACCUGUAGAAUCAGGUGAUAGUUCCCUGUGGAUUUUUUUAAAUAAAACUCUUUGGAAUGUGGAA
Molecule: messenger RNA, 1165 nt
Organism: Lates calcarifer (barramundi perch)
Lineage: Eukaryota; Metazoa; Chordata; Actinopteri; Centropomidae
Exons: 6
Coding region: 186-833 (215 amino acids)
Source: RefSeq, a predicted model, not a curated record